AUGGAGGCAGUUGGAAAGAGUGAACAGCUGUUGGAAUCUGAAGUGCCUCCUGUGACCCAACAAAAAGUGGACUCUCCUGCUGAUGAGGGAGUUCUGGACCUACAGGCUUCCCUAAAGGACAGUGCACAGGAUGUCCCUGACUCUUCUGGACUUUCCUCAAUGCCUUGCCUGUUGAUGGAACUGAGAAGAGACUCCUCAGAAUCUCAGCUAGCAUCUACUGAAAGCGACAAGCCAACAGCGGGCCGAGUGUAUGAGAGCGACUCCUCCAACCACUGCAUGUUGUCCCCUUCUUCCAGCGGACAUUUGGCCGACUCAGACACACUGUCUUCCGCCGCCGAAGAGAACGAGCCUCGGCGUCCAGAAGCAAUAACCGAAGGCUGCGAUGCUGCUGCCCAAGGAGCUGCUGUGGCUCGAAAGUCACGGAGGUCCCGCUCCGAGAGUGAGACGUCAACCAUGGCUGCCAAGAAAAACCGCCAGUCCAGUGAUAAGCAAAAUGGCAGAGUCACCAAGGUCAAAGGCCACAGAAGCCAAAAGCACAAAGAGAGGAUUAGGCUAUUAAGGCAGAAAAGGGAGGCAGCCGCACGCAAAAAGUAUAACUUGUUGCAGGACAGUAGCACCAGUGACAGCGACUUGACCUGCGACUCCAGUACAAGCUCAUCAGAUGAUGAUGAAGAGGUUUCAGGGAGCAGCAAGACAAUCACAGCAGAGAUACCAGGUAAAAAAACGUCCUUGACCAAACUUGCUUGGCCCUCUUACAUGGUGAGCACAGGUGUCUAA
Messenger RNA from Staurois parvus, 777 nucleotides. The record is from the annotation of a GenBank genome assembly. Lineage: Eukaryota; Metazoa; Chordata; Amphibia; Anura; Ranidae.